This is a messenger RNA of Poecile atricapillus (Black-capped chickadee), 1250 nucleotides long. RefSeq names its product cocaine- and amphetamine-regulated transcript protein-like. The record is from RefSeq and is a predicted model, not a curated record. The coding region runs from base 366 to 788 and encodes 140 amino acids. Gene Ontology annotation, biological process: cellular response to starvation; G protein-coupled receptor signaling pathway; negative regulation of appetite. The transcript has 2 exons. NCBI's taxonomy places the organism in Eukaryota, Metazoa, Chordata, Aves, Passeriformes, Paridae. Gene Ontology annotation, molecular function: neuropeptide hormone activity.
CCCCGUCUGUCCCCCCGUCUGUCCCCCCAUUCCCACUAACGCCGUUUGUCCCCUCUCGUGCCCGUCCGGUCUGUGCCGUGUCCGGUGCCCGCUCCGGGCUGGGUUUCCGGCCCGAUCCCGGUGUUUGCUCAGGGAAUUGGCAGCGGCUGCGGCCUGCGGGGGUCACCCGGGGGUCCCCGCUGCUGACGUCCGUCCCCGGCCCUGCCUGGUGGCCCCGGUGUCCCCAGGGGCGCUGUGUCCCCCCUCCAGCCCGGUGCCGGUGCCGGGGUUUGGGCGCCCCGUCUGCGUCACCGGCUGUUUGCGGGGGUAUAAAGCGGGGCCCGGCACAUCCCGGAGCAUCCAGGGGCGCAGCCGGCACCGGGAACAUGGAAAACGCUCGGCUCUGCCUGCUCUGCCUGCUGGGCUCCGGCCUCAUCCUGCUCGGUACCCCCGAACCGGUACCGGGGCUCCGGCCCGCCCUGAGCCCGCCCGGGCACAGCCGGGAGGAGACGGAGCUGGUGGAGGUGCUGCAGGAGGUGCUGGACAAGCUGCGGACGCGGGAGCCGCCGGCGCUGGAGAAGAGGCUGAGCUGGGUGCCCUGGGUAGGGCGGGGCUGGGGCUCGCCCGGAGGCUUCGGGGGGACCCCAAACCCCCCCGUUGUGUGGGGGUGCAGCCCCGGGGCUGACGGUGCCGCCCCGCAGUGCGAGCCCCGGGAGCCGUGCGCGGUGCGGCGGGGGGCGCGCAUCGGGAAACUCUGCAGCUGCCCCCGCGGAACCUCCUGCAACCUCCUCAUCCUCAAGUGCUCCUGAGGCUCCGGGGACACCGGGGGACACCGGGGACACCGGGGGACACCGGGGACACCGGGGGACACCAGCUGCCACCCGCCUGCGCCCCGGGCACGGGAGGGAGGGAGGGGGAGCCACGGGCCCCCAGCCCCUCCCCGCACCGGGAUGGAUUCCGGGAUUCCGGGAUUUUGCACCGGGAUGGAUCCGCAGCAGCGCCGGUGCCCCGGCCCGGGGGCUGGCGGUGUCCAGGGAUGCAUUAAACCAUCGGAUCCGCGCCUGCUGCCUGCUUUUUUUGGGGGGAUUUUGAGGUUCUCAGCCCCUUCUGGCGCCUCCUGAGGGCCGGGGGUGUUUCCUGCUGUGGGUUCACGUCGGGAGUGUGAGAUUGGGGCAGGGAUGAGGGGCUGGGAGUGGAAAUGGGGACGCUGCGGGAACCGGCGGGGAGCCGAGUCCGGGAUCCGCGGGAUGCGGGGGCUCAACAGCCCGGCC